GGUGGAGUAUGCUGUGGCCUCACAUCGCUGGCCCAAAGUUGCGGCGAUCGAUGCGACCAACAGUUCAUUCCACGGGGCUGAGGAUGAGUUGGCUUCUGUGCGCUUGGCCGCCCAAAAGGCCGGAGAGGCACUGGAGAUCCGGCGCUUGGCGGUGCCUGUGGGGGGCGCCAUCUUUCACCACCAGGAUGUUUGGCACGGCUCCGGCGCAAAUCGCUCCUCCGAGCGUCCUCGUCGAGCUUUGGGCGUCCAUUUGCUGAGUCGCGAUGUGACCUUUCGAAGAGAUCCACGACCGGAUUACAUCUAUGGUCGCUAUGUGCUUUCUGAGGGCAGUGGAGAAGUCUCCGAACAGUUCUUUCCCAUCCUUUGGACGACCUCAGGCUAUGUGAGCCCCAUUCUUCGCCGCGCCAAGAAACGGCCCGUCGAGGUGGAUGCACCGGCUGCCGCAUGCUGAAAAAAAAAGACCUCACUGCGACCGAGCCCUGGUUAAUCAUGGUUAAUAAGGGAAAGCAUCCCCAAAUGGCC
Molecule: messenger RNA, 522 nt
Organism: Cladocopium goreaui
Lineage: Eukaryota; Dinophyceae; Suessiales; Symbiodiniaceae
Source: the annotation of a GenBank genome assembly